CCGACAUUUUAUGUCUUGGUGGCGGGCUGGAAGUGAGUAAUGUGUGCCCACCAUCCCCCGCCCACACCACCUCAGCCAUCAUUUCAGCCUUCCUUCCAGGCGCAACAUGCCAGGCCCUUUCCACUUCAACCGUGCCCUUCUCUCUGUGCCGACCUCACAGAAGCGACGGCGACCGAGACAGCGGAUAAUCAAUGGAGCAAUUGCAGGAUAUCCAGCAUGGCGGAGAGCCAAAUCCACUCGACGACACUGGUCUCUGCCUGCUGUCACUGGACGGUGGUGGGGUCCGCGGGUUGUCGACGUUGUACAUCUUAAAGAAGUUGAUGGUGAAACUAGCGUAUGAGCGUUACGGCAACGCAGCUAGUAGGCACCCUCCUAUAAAGCCGUCCGAGGUGUUUGACCUCAUCGGUGGCACAAGCACAGGCGGUCUCAUCGCUAUCAUGCUCGGACGGCUCGAUAUGACUGUAGACGAGUGCAUUUCGGCGUAUCGCGAGCUUGUCAAGACCGUUUUCGAGGACAAGGACAGCUGGUAUGGGGUAGGCGCAACGGGCAACAUUAAAGCGCAGUUUUCCUCUAAGACAUUGAAAAGCGCUGUCAAGAGGGUGCUUGCGAGUCGUGAAGGCGUCUCGGAAGACGACCCGUUGGAUGAUGGCAAGGCUAGAGGGUGUAAAGUCUUUGUCUGCACUACAGCACACGAAACGAAAGGCAUCUCGCGCCUCAGGAGCUACAGUCUCCCUGGGGAGCUCGGUAAUCAGGUUCCCCCAACAAUUUGCGAAGCGGCUUUAGCAACGUCAGCCGCAACGCGCUUUUUCGACCCCGUCGAAAUUGGAGCACGUACGUUUGUUGAUGGGGCAUUGGGCGCAAACAACCCAGUGGAUGAGGUAGAAGACGAGGCUGCCAGGAUUUGGUGUCCAGAUACCGCAGAGCUGAAACCACUGGUCAAGUGCUUUAUCUCAAUCGGUACUGGGAAUCCUGGGAAAGCGCCGAUUGAGGAUAAGGUGUGGAAGCUUCUUUCAAAGACGCUGGCAGAACUUGCUACAGAGACGGAAAAGACAGCAGCCAAAUUUGCAGGUCGCUGGAGAGGACAUCUGCUUAAUAAGCGGUAUUUUCGCUUUAAUGUCCAGCACGGGCUGCAGGAUAUUGGGUUGGCGGAAUACCAGAAGGAAGGCGCGAUUGAAACGGCGACAGUUGAGUAUCUCGACGAGGCUGAACAGUACUUUCGGGUGCAGGACUGCGCGAGAAAUCUCAAGCAGAAGCAAAGCAAGACGCAGACGGGGUUUGAGUCUUUGAUUAAUGAAUAUCGAGCAAAUGAAUUUGUUACGUCUCACACUACAACUGAUAAACCGCGCUGGUUGGUCCCUUUCUCAAAAAAUCCAAAGUUUGUUGGCCGCAACGUGCAGCUGGGCAAACUUCAGGAAAGUUUAUUCGUGGAUGGCCGUUGUCCAAAAGUCGCACUCGUCGGCCUUGGUGGCGUGGGCAAGACACAAAUUGCAAUCGAGUUCGCCUAUCAGACCCGGACCAAGUAUCCAGAGUGUUCAGUGUUUUGGGUCCCUGCAACCAAUACCGAGAGUCUCGAGCAAGCAUACCGACAGAUCCGUUGGCAGCUCCAAAUACCUGGGCUAGAGGAAAAGCAAGCAAACGUCAGGGAGCUUGUGCAGCAGCGCCUCAGCCAGGAAAGCGCGGGUCGGUGGCUGCUAAUCUUUGACAAUGCUGAUGAUGAAGAUAUGUGGAUCUGCUGCCCAGACAGCACGACCGGAUUGCGUUGUCUGAGGGACUACCUACCCAAUAGUAGCCUUGGAUGUAUACUGUUCACGACACGUAGUCGAAAGGCCGCGGUAGAACUAGCACAGCACAAUUUGAUCGAAGUCAAUGAGAUGGAUGAGCAAGCAGCAACUCAGCUACUACAACAAUCGCUUCCCAACCGAAACAUUUUAAUCGACGAUUCUACCGUGGUGAAGCUACUCAGACAACUGACAUUCCUUCCUCUUGCCAUUAUGCAAGCCGCUGCAUAUAUCGACAAAAACGGAAUAACUUUCUCAGAGUACGUGUCGCUCUUACAGGACAGAGAACAAAACGUACUCGAAGUCCUAAGCGAAGAUUUCAAAGACGACGGAAGAUACCGGGAUAUGAAGAAUCCCGUAGCAACCACUUGGCUUGUUUCAUUCGAUCAAAUCCGAAGUCACGACCGGCUGGCGGCAGAAUACCUGUCCUUCAUGGCCUGCAUCGACCCGAAAGACAUCCCUCAGUCGCUUUUACCACCGGCGCGGUCAAGAAAAGAGAUGGUUGAGGCUAUCGGAACCCUAUGUGCAUACUCAUUCAUCACCAAGCGAGUAGACCAUGCUCUAGACAUCCAUCAACUCGUGCAUCUUGCGACUCGAAACUGGCUGAGGAUGGAGGGUCUGCUCGUAGAAUGGACCACAAAGGCGUGUAUGCGGCUAAAUAAUAUGUUUCCAGCCGAUGACUACAGAAACAGGAGUAUCUGGAAGGCAUACUUACCUCAUGCGCGUUAUAUCCUUGACUCUGACGUUCUCCUUAAUAAUUUUGAGGUGAAACUGCCAUUGUUUGAAAAGGUUGGGUUGUGUCUGCUUCGGGAGGGGAGGUAUAUGGAGGCAGAAGAGCGGCUGAUGGAAGUCACGGAAACAAAAAAGAGGUUGCUGGGAGUAGAUAAUCAAGGCACGUUGGCUAGCAUGGCCAAUUUAGCGUUGGUCUAUCAUCAUCAAGGACGAUGGAAGGAAGCCGAAAAGCUUUUGAAGCUAGUGAUGGAGAAAAGGAAACGAGUGUUAGGGGAAACACAUUUAGACACGCUUACCAGCAUGACUGAUUUAGCGUCAGCUUUUGAGGAUCAAGGCAGAUUCAAGGAGGCUGAAGAGCUUGAGAGGCAGGUAAUACAGACGAGUAUAGAGGUCCUGGGGCCCGUGGAUCCUGUCACGCUGGCCAGCAUGACUAAUCUAGCAUCAUUGUACAGAAACCAAGGUCGGUGGAAAGACACUGAAGAGCUCGAGACACAAGUGCUAGAUGCGAGAAAGAGAGUGUUAGGGGGGGAGCACCCGGACACGUUGACCAGCAUGGCCUCCCUAGCUUUAACAUACUGGGAACAAGGCCGGUGGAAGCAGACCGAAGAACUCGAGGCACAAGUGCUGGAUGCGAGAAGGAGAGUGUUAGGAGGCGAGCAUCCACACACGCUGGCAAGCAUGGCCAACCUAGCCCUAACAUACUGGAAACAAGGCCGCUGGAAGGAAGCUGAAGAACUUGAGAUACAAGUGCUGAAUGCGAGGAAGAGAAUACUAGGGGCAGAGCACCCAGACACGUUAACCAGCAUGGCCAACCUGGCGUCCCUGUACAGAAAUCAAGGCCGGUGGAAAGACACUGAAGAUCUCGAGACACAAGUGCUGGAGACAAGAAAAAGAGUAUUAGGAGGCGAGCAUCCGCACACGUUGACAAGCAUGACCAACCUAGCCCUAACAUACUGGAAACAAGGCCGGUGGAAGCAGACUGAAGAACUUGAGAUACAAGUGUUGGAUGCGAGAAAGAGAAUGCUAGGGGCAGAGCAUCCAGACACGUUGGACAGCAUAACAAACCUGGCGUCGACAUUAAGGUAUCAAGGUAGAUGGAAAGAGGCUGAAUCGCUAGAAAUGCAGGUCCUGGAGACGAGAAAGAGAGUGUUAGGAGCAGAGCAUCCAGACACGCUGAGCAGUAUGCAGAGUCUAGAGUUAACCUACUGGAAAUUAGGCCACUCAAAGGACACUGAAGAAUUAGAGACACAAAUAUUAGAGGCGAGAAAGAGAGCACUAGGGGCGGAGCAUCCAGACACGCUGACCAGUAUGACCGACCUAGCCAUAACGUACUGGAAACAGGGCCGGUGGAAGCAGACUGAAGAGCUCGAGGCACAAGUGCUAGAUGCAAGAAAGAGAAUACUAGGGGCGGAGCAUCCGGACACAUUGGCUAGUAUGGCUGACCUGGCGUCAACAUUAAGGGAUCAAGGUAGAUGGAAAGAGGCUGAAACGCUAGAAAUGCAACUGCUAGAGAUUAGAAAGAAAGUGUUAGGGGCAGAACACCCAGACACGUUGGCUUGCAUGGCCAACCUGGCGUCCCUCUACAGAAGUCAAGGCCAGUGGAAAGACGCGGAAGAUCUCGAGGUACAAGUGCUAGAGGUGAGCAAGAGAGUGCUAGGGGAAGAGCAUCCAGACACGUUGGCUAGCAUGGCCGACCUGGCGUUAAUGCUAAUGGAUAAAGGCAGAUGGAAAGAGGCUGAAACACAAGAAAAACAAGCUCUGGCAAUAAGAAAGAGAGUGCUGGGGGAGGGGCAUCCAGAUACGCUAAGUAGUAUGAAGAACCUAGCUAUGACGUACUGGAAACAAGGCCGAUGGAAGCAGACUGAAGAGCUCGAGACACAAAUUUUGGAUACGAAAAAGAGAAUGCUUGGGGCGGAGCACCCGAACACGUUGGCGAGCAUGGCCAACCUAGCGUCCCUGUACAGAAAUCAGGGCCAGUGGAAAGACGCGGAAGAUCUCGAAGCACAAGUUCUAGAUGCAAGAAAGAGAAUACUAGGGGCGGAGCACCCAGACACAUUAACCAGCAUGAUUAGCCUAGCUUCCUUGUACAGGAAUCAAGGCCAAUGGAAAAACACUGAAGAUCUCGAGAUACAAGUGCUGGAGGUGAGCAAGAGACUGUUAGGGGCGGAGCACCCGGACACGCUGGUUAGCAUGGCCAACCUAGCGUCGACGUUAAAAGAUCAAGGCCGAUGGAAGCAGACUGAAGAGCUUCAGGCACAAGUACUAGGGGCGAGAAAGAGAACACUAGGAGCAGAGCACCCAGACACAUUGGCCAGCAUGGUCACUCUAGCGUCCAUGUACAGAGAUCAAGGGCGGUGGAAAGACACUGAAGAUCUCGAGACACAAGUGCUAGAGACGAGAAAGAUAGUACUAGGAGGCGAGCAUCCAGACACGCUAACAAGCAUGGCCAGCCUGGCCCUAACAUACUGGAAACAAGGCCGAUGGAAGCAGACUGAAGAACUCGAGGCACAAGUGUUAGAUGCAAGAAAGAGAAUAUUAGGGGCAGAGCACCCAGACACAUUGGCCAGUAUGGCCAACCUUGCGUCUCUGUAUAGAAGUCAAGGUCGGUGGAAAGACUCCGAAGAUCUCGAGGCACAGGUGCUAGAGGCGAGAAAGAGAAUGCUAGGGACGGAGCACCCGGACACAUUGACCAGUAUGGUCAACCUAGUGUUCUUGUACAAAAAUCAAGGGCGGUGGAAAGUCACUGAAGAACUUGAGACACAAGUGCUGGAGGUAAGCAAGAGAAUAUUAGGGGCGGAGCAUCCAGACACGUUAACUAGUAUGGCCGACCUGGCGUCAACAUUAAUGGAUCAAGGUAAAUGGAAAGAGGCUGAAACACUAGAAAUUCAAGCGCUAGAAAUAAGAAAGAAAGUGUUAGGGGUAGAGCACCCAGACACAUUGGAUAGCAUGGUUAACCUAGCGUCCCUCCACAGAAGUCAAGGCCAAUGGAAAGACGCGGAAGAUAUCGAGGCACAAGUGCUAGAUACAAGAAAGAGAAUACUAGGAGCGGAGCACCCAGCCACGUUGGCUAGCAUGGCCAACCUAGCUUCAGCAUAUAGGAAGCAAGAGCGGGGGAAGGAGGCCGAAGGGCUUGAAACACAAGUGAUGGAGACGAGGAAGCGAACGCUCGGGGCAGACCAUCCAGAUACGUUGAUCAGCAUGACAAACCUCGCACUCACCUUGGAGUCUCAAGGGCGCAAUAGUGACGCUCUCUCAUUGUUUGAAGAAUGCCUCCGGCUACAGAACCAGAUCCUAGAGUCUCAUACUAAAUCAUCGCCUGAGGCUGUAAAUAAGCGUAGGAUAAAAAAGACAACUAGUAAAUCUAUAACCCCUUUUAAAUGGCUAGGGAUUAAAUUUAGGAGGUUUAGCAUAUAG
Molecule: messenger RNA, 5924 nt
Organism: Lindgomyces ingoldianus
Lineage: Eukaryota; Fungi; Ascomycota; Dothideomycetes; Pleosporales; Lindgomycetaceae
Exons: 6
Coding region: 192-5924 (1910 amino acids)
Biological process (GO): lipid metabolic process
Cellular component (GO): kinesin complex
Molecular function (GO): ADP binding; protein binding
Source: RefSeq, a predicted model, not a curated record